Messenger RNA from Sphaerodactylus townsendi, 3647 nucleotides. RefSeq names its product NACHT, LRR and PYD domains-containing protein 12-like. Gene Ontology annotation, cellular component: cytoplasm. NCBI's taxonomy places the organism in Eukaryota, Metazoa, Chordata, Lepidosauria, Squamata, Sphaerodactylidae. Gene Ontology annotation, molecular function: protein binding. The transcript is spliced from 12 exons. The record is from RefSeq and is a predicted model, not a curated record. Bases 276 to 3515 code for a protein of 1079 amino acids.
GCAUAAACAAGCAGACUUUGUAACUUAAUAAUCUUAAAUGCAGCUUUCUCUAGGAUGUUGUGGGUCUCAUAAGAAAGCAGCUUUAUAAAAAAAGUUUCCUUGAAAACAGUAAAGGGACAGAUGGCCCAUAUUUAGUUAGGAUACAUUAAACACAUUUGUGCAAGUGCAGAACAACAGUUUUUCGUGGAUGUCAGCCUCCUGAAGGAAGUGUUUGUCUUCUGCAUUCUAAAGAACUAAACUGUGAUUUUUUUUCUUCAAGCACAGGAACCUCAACAAUGGAGCCAGAUUACAGGGAGAAAUACCAAGAUCAUAUUAGAAGGAAAUACCAAGUGCUGGAAGAUGCGACUGCUUGCCAGCGGACCCAUGUGCAUUUAAAUGGAAGGCACCUUCAGCUGAUUGCUGCAAGUGAAGAGGAAGGAGAAGAUGAAAGGAUAAGGAGGCAAUGGAGACAUACAGGGAUCAUCUCCAAUCAAAGUUCUGCUGUUGGUCUGGAUGCUCUGUUUGAGACAGGCUGUGCCAGCCCUCAGACAGUUGUGCUGCUGGGAGUGGCUGGGGUUGGAAAAACCACACUAGCAAGACAGAUCAUGCUAGACUGGGCAUCUGGAAAACUAUUUCAGGAAAGAUUUGACUACAUUUUCUACCUGAGCUGUAGACAAAUGAUUCGUGUUUUGGAGGAGACUAGUUUGAUUGACUUAAUCAUAAAUAAAGACCUUGAGCUAAGUCCGGGUGAAACAAUAAAAGAAUUUCUGAAGCUCCCAGGGAAACUGCUUUUUGUCAUUGAUGGAUUUGAUGAAGUGAAUGAUUUAACUAAGCAGCAGGGUGACGGCCUGAGCAUUGACCCAUGCAAGAAGAAGCCAGUGGGAGUCAUACUGAGUAAUUUAUUAUGCAAAACUCUCCUUCCUGAAUCCUCCUUAUUAAUCAUGACCAGGCCAACAGCUUUGGAAACCCUUGAGAAUUGUUUGCAGUCUCCUUGCUAUGCAGAACUCCUGGGGUUUUCCAAGGAGGGCAGAGAGGAAUAUUUCCAUAAAUUCUUUGGGAAUAAAGAAUUAGCAAAGGAAGCUCUGGAUUACACUGAGAGGAGUGAGGCACUUUUGGUCAUGUCUUAUGUUCCUAGAAUAUGCUGGAUCAUGUGUACUGCAUUGAGAUACCAGCUACACCAAGAAAAAGUCCAAGAAGAUCUACCACAAAUUUCUGAAACCCUCACUUCAGUAUACAUACUAUAUCUCUCCUAUCUGAUUGGGUCCUUCAGCAGUAACUCAGAGCUAACAAAUCUGAGGGGACUUUGCUCACUGGCUGCACAUGGAAUCUGGAAUAAAAAAACAUUGUUUAAGGAAGAAGAAAUCAAGAAGCAAUGUACCUCUCAGUUUGAUUCUCUUCCUUUCCUGUUGAACGAAAAUCUUUUCCAGAAAGACUUUGAUAGUGAAGGUUCAUAUAGGUUCAUCCACCUUAGCAUUCAACAGUUUUUUACAGCUUUGUUUUAUGUUUUCCUUUUCAACAGUGAAUCCAAUGACUCUGACGCUUCUGAUACCAGAAUGUUGCUGGAAAGCUGUAGUAAAGACCAAGGGGAUUUUAACUUGACAGUACAAUUACUCUUUGGCCUUUUAAAUGGUAAAACGGUGAAGUAUGUGAAAAAACAAUUGGGAUGGAAAGUUUCAUCUACAAUUAAGACUGAUUUAUUAGAGUGGCUUAAAACAGACACACGGAUAAACUUAGUGUAUCCAAACUAUGAGCCACUGAAGCGUUUUCAUUAUUUGUAUGAGAUCCAGGAGGAGGAUUUUGUUAAAUGUGCACUAGAUCUUAUGACUGAACUAACACUGGAAAAGCUGAAACUCACUCCAGUAGAUCAAGUGGCUCUCGCUUUUUGUGUAAAGAACUGCUUAAAUUUGAAGACACUUUCCCUGUAUAGGUGCUUUUUAGUGAAGGACCAUGAAGUAGAACCACUUCUGAGGCUUCAAAGUUGGCCGUGCAAGCCAUGUGAGAAGACUCAGAAGUGCUCAGCAAUUUACCUUCUCUGCCAAACAUUGAAGGAUCCAAGUAGUAAAAUAAAGAAACUAGAAUUUGAUGGCUGCAAGUUCACAGAUGUUUGCUGUGCAGAUCUCGCCACUGUUCUCUGUACCAACCAGAAGCUGACAGAAUUAGACUUGCAGAUGACCGCCGUGAAAGAUUCAGGGGUCAGUUUGUUAUGUGAAGGACUGAGUCAUCCAAACUGCAGACUGGAGAAACUAGGAUUAUGGGAUUGUGAAUUUACCCAUGUUUCUUGUGGUAAUCUCUCUACCGUUCUCAGUACCAGUCAGACACUGAAAGAGCUGCAACUGGGUUAUAAUUCUUUCUUUGGAGAUCAAGGAGUUCAGCUGCUGUGUGAGGGGCUGAAGCAUGCAAACUGUAAUCUGCAGAGCCUGGGGCUGGAACACUGCAAUCUCACUGCUGCCAGCUGUCGGGAUCUUGCCUCUGUUCUUGGCACCAGCCAAACCCUGAUGAAACUGAACCUGGAAAACAACCAGCUGGGAGAUGCAGGAGUAAAGGUGUUGUGUGAGGGGCUGAAACACCCAAAGUGCAAACUGCAAACUUUAUUACUGGGCACAUGCGAGCUCACAGCUGCCUGUUGUGAGGAUCUGUCCUCUGUUCUUGGCACCAGCGAGACCCUGACAGAGCUGGCUCUAGAAUAUAACAGAUUGGAAGACUUGGGAGUUAGGCUGCUGUGUGAGGGGCUGAAACAACCAAAUUGCACACUGGAAAAACUAGGGUUGGGACAGUGCUGUAUUACAACAGUUUGUUGUGGGGAUCUCUCUUCAGUUCUCAUGCUCAAUCAGACUCUUAUCGAACUGGUUGUGGAACACAAUGAACUUGGAGAUUCUGGAAUGAAAUGUCUGUGUGAGGGAUUGAAGCAUCCUAAUUGCAAACUUCAGAAACUGGGCUUGUGGUAUUGCGAUCUCACCGCUGCUAGUAGUGGGGAUCUUUCAUCGGUCUUCAGUUGCAACCAGAGCCUUACAGAAGUGCUACUAGGUGGUAACAGAUUUGGAGAUUUGGGUGUGCAGCUGCUAUGUGAGGGAUUUAAACAUCCAAACUGCAAAUUGCAGAGAUUAUGGUUAUGUGAGUGUGAAAUCACAGCUGCUGGCUGUGGAGCCAUCUCUUCUGUCCUCAGCACAAACUGGAUGCUUGAAAUGUUAGAUUUAUGGAACAAUAAGCUGGAAGAUUCAGGCGUGAAGCUGCUGUGUGAGGGGCUGAAACACCCAGACUGCAAACUUCAACAUUUGUCGUUGUGGAAUUGCUGUUUCACAGCAGCUUCCUGUGAGGACCUUUCCUCUGCUCUUUGCACCAACCAGAAUCUGAAGAAGCUGCAACUGGAAGGCAAUGAAUUGGGAGAUUCAGGAGUGAUGUUGCUGUGUGAGGGGUUGAAACACCCAAAUUGCAGACUGCAGGAAAUAGGGCUGGACAGUGACUUCUUAACUGAAGAUGCAGUGCAAAUGCUGACUUGCCUGAAAAAGAUAAAGCCGGACCUCAUCAUAGACAUGUAGAAGAAGCAAUGGACAAGUACCAGAAUAACAUUAUGAGAAUUCAACAGAAGCACAUCAUCUGCUACUGUUAUUGAAAAUCAAUGAAGCCAAAAAUCUGACUCCCUUUUAAUUAGUAUUAAAGUAACAGUAAUC